Hevea brasiliensis (rubber tree) is the source of this 894-nucleotide messenger RNA. Its product is annotated as protein MODIFYING WALL LIGNIN-2. The record is from RefSeq and is a predicted model, not a curated record. NCBI's taxonomy places the organism in Eukaryota, Viridiplantae, Streptophyta, Magnoliopsida, Malpighiales, Euphorbiaceae. The transcript has 3 exons. The coding region runs from base 181 to 729 and encodes 182 amino acids.
GUAUCUCUCCUUCAAAGCAAAUGAAAGAGAAAGACUUCUUUGGAAGAAAGCUUCAACUACCACUAUGGAACCAAGGAUUAAAAGCCAAACAUGACUUCUUCAUCCUCUUUCUACUCUAUUCCUUGAGUAAACUCCAAGCCUUCGCCGCUUCUUUCUUUGUUUUCUUCUUCUUCUUCCACCAUGGAAAAACAUCAAUAUGGGUACUUGCUAAUCUUCUCCAUUGUAGUUUCCCUUGGCAUUGUUUCUUUUGUUUCUUGUGUCAUUGCAGAGUCCAAGAAAAUUAAGAAGGAGGAGGUGAAAUUAGAUAGUAAACUGUGUUAUUUGCCUGAAAGUAGAGCUUUCAGCUUCGGAUUUGCAGCACUAAUAUGCUUGGUCGUUGCUCAAAUCAUAGCAAAUUUGGUAAUUUGCAGCCAUUUUUGGUUGAGAAAGGAUGGCGAUUCUUCCAAGGCUAAGAAACCAAUGAUAAUUGCCUCAGCAUUUCUUGUUUUGUCCUGGAUCAGCUUUGGGCUUGCUGUCAUUUCAUUAAGUACAGCCACAAGCAUGAGUAGAAAGCAAUUCUAUGGAAAAGGAUGGUUGGACCAGAAAUGCUAUCUACCCAAAGAUGGAGUGUUUAUUUGGUCAGGAUGUUUAGUGCUGAUUUCCAUAGCAGGCACAAUUGGUACAUUCCUAUUCACAAUUAGUAAAGUACAAGUUGAACAAGCUAGAAGAGUACAUGCACAACAUGUAUAAAAAAGAAAAGAGGGGAAAAAAAAUUAUUCAUUUUGUGGAUAACAAGUCACUACACAAGGCAAUGACAGUCUUUUAAUUUUUUUUUUUUUUUAAUUUAGCUCCAUUGAAACUUAAACUUGAGAUAUCAUAUAUUUGAAGACAAUAAUUCAUUGAUUUUGAAGACCC